Molecule: messenger RNA, 4492 nt
Organism: Amoebophrya sp. A120
Lineage: Eukaryota; Dinophyceae; Syndiniales; Amoebophryaceae
Source: the annotation of a GenBank genome assembly
UCUAGAGAAUCGUCGCUUGUUGUUGCAGAUUGAAUCGUCCGCAUGUCUGGGCUAGGCUGAUUCUGACGUGCUUGGCCCGUGUGUGCCAUUUUCUGUUGAUGAGAAAAGGGAGUGAUCUGUUUCCUGUGCCCAUCAAGCGGAAGCAGCCGGUGACAGACUUGCACAUCCAUGCGAAUGCAACAUUGCCGACCGCAAGCGGCUCAGCGGCACAAGCCGGCACCUCGCGCCAGGCAGCGACGUCGAGUGCAGGCGCAGGUCCUCCGCUCUCCUUCUCUUCCGCUGUCCGAGCAGGUGUGCAGCUUGGAAUACAUGGGGGAUCCCUCGGUCUGCAGCGAGAUAAUUGCAUUUCGACUGCGGUCUCCAGGCAAGAUGCAGACGCAGGCGCAACCACCAAACAAACAAGCCAGAGGACGUCACGGCUUCAGUCGCAGUCUGGUCGUGCGCCGGACACAACUGCAGCACGGGAAUCCCGCGAGGCGCGCCUCCUUAGGGACGGGACCACUCCACCCGCGAGUUGUACAACGAGACCAACAGGAUCUCCUUCUGCCGGUAAGAAGUCACUGUCCAGUGGUGCGAAGGAACAUGAAGGCAGCGUCGCGCUCGCCAACCAGCAAAAAAACGCUCUCCCAAAAGCGCUUACGCAGAUCGCGGCAGACGAGAACAGCAAAAAGAAGCCGGAAAACGCGGUGGCAGGGGCUGCAGAGCAGGAACGAGCGAGGGCGCUGCUGACCGGCAAGGGCGGUUCUGGAAACCCAGCUCUAGUAUCGGCUGCCUCGACUUCUCCGUCCGCUGGCGGUGUCGAUGAACAAAAGCGACCUGGACCGUCAGCCGGAGGCCGAGACUCUGGCCGUGUAGCCGUUCAGGAUGUUGAACAAACCAGUGGUCGUACAGAGCAGAGUAAAGCAGCGACGUCGGAGGCUGCUGCGGGGGACCCGACCAGUAGCAAGGCAUCCAGGGCAGAGAAGGCAAAGAAGCUUCUGCAGAGCCACCGAAACUUUCUGAAGUACAUGCAGACUGGGUUGGCCAAUUGCUCGACCAAAAAUGCCGCCGUGGACGAGACCACGCAUCCGUUUCCGGAGCGCAAAAUCCACUACUGCAUCCAGUUCGGGAAUAACAGCGCGCUGAUCCGGCAGUUACUGCGGCAAAUCAAGUGCUUUGCGCCGACGUUGGGGGAUCCACAGAAUCGGUUUUCGCACGUGCGCUAUGAAGAGAAGAUUGCCACCGUGACACCGAAGGAAGUAUGCCAAUUGCACGACGUAAACCUGACGCCCUGCGACUUUCUCUGGACGCAGUACAAGUGUCGCAAGUUUUUCGACGUAAUGCGGGGGCAGGCGGACGAGUUUGCUUUCGUGUCCAAGAACACCGAGGACGCAUGCGAAAUCUCGAUGCUGCCCCCCGGGCGGGCUCGCAAGCUCGUAGCAGCGCUCGCCCAGAAGCAAAAUCGCACGAAGAGUCCCACGCGCGGCACUGCACAAGUGCCAGCGGGCACCUCGUCGAUCUCGAUUGGCUUUGGCAGAGGCAUCGGCGCGACUAAGCCGCCUGCAAAAGCUGUGGCCACGACGCCUCUCGCGAACAAAACUAGGGACGUGAUACAGGAACACGCUCGAACUCUGUCUACCCAAUUGUCUCCGAGCAACACGGGGAUGGUAGGCCCAGGAAGUACACCGAUUAUGCCGGAAACAACUCCUCCAAAAACGGCUCGGGGACCAACGGAAGAUGGUGCCACACCAGUUGCUUGCUCAAGUCCAACAUCAAAAGGCACGCCCGCCCGGCUCAAGCUUGACGUGCCCGUUCGUCAGGAGGACUCGUCACUAGUGGUCUCCUUUUCAUCGGGAGCCGAGGACGUCGAGAGCACUUCUGCCGGUGAAAAUUCAUCCUCGGCCGCUUCCUCAAUUCCGCAGGGCGUUACACCGGCCGGAGCGACGCCGUCGAGCGUACUUGGCACUGCCAGCGAGGGACCGCUGGAGGAAAGAACGAUCCUGCCGUCCCACUCUUCCACUGUGGAUACAUCUUCAAGUGGAGGUUGCGAUAAUGUGCCAACCGCUACGACAGAAACUCCCUCGUCUCGGACUUCGUCAUCCUCUGCGAGCAGUACGGCUAGAAGUGGCAAACCGACGUCAAGACGAGGACAAGCAAACGGGACGACGACGAGCAGAAAUAAAUCCGCAAUAUUAUCGUCAUCUCCAUCUCCCAUGGCGUUUCGAGACCUUCCGAAGGGUGGCGGUACAAGUACAACUCCUCUGCGCCACGAAAGCCGGUUCGUAGACGUUAGAAAAAGGCCGUGCGCGUACCACAAUCAUUUAGAGGGUAACCAGGUGCUAUGCACAAAAAUCGGGCUCUUCGAGUGUCUGCGGCGCCAUCUGGGCAUCCCUGGCGUCUACCAGAUUUUGCCGUUUGCCUAUGUGGUGCGGAACGAGGAGGACAUCGAGAAUUUCGCCGACAUAUACAACAUGUCCCUGUCCGCAAAGAAGGCCGCGUUCUUGCCCGCGGACGCCUACAGUCGACGUGGCACCGAAGACAAUAUUUCCGCCAGCGGGCGCGGUUUGGAAGAUCAAGAUGCAGAUGAUUGCGGUCGUGAAACCAAAGAAGACAGUACUUCUUCGAGUUCUUGCGCAGGCAGCGAUGCAGGAGCUGCAAGUGUGCAGCUUGCGAACAAUCGACAAGAAGAAGAAGCACCCCUCGAAACGUCGGCGCUGAAAGAUGACCAGUGGAACAAACGGGACGGCGCUUCUUCGAAAGGUUCGCUGCCCGCCACAGAGGUGGAUGCGAGUCGGAAAUCUUCAGUGUCGCUGCACACCACCAGCGCAGAUGCAAACACGAAAACAAAAAAUUCGGGAACCAAGAACGCACCAGGUAUGGAUGGUCUGAGUACCACUCCACUUGAUGAGGCGGAGGCGCGCGAAAGCGGGAGUGAAAGCACCGCCACGAAGAUGGACGACGAGCAGCAGGAGAAUGUGCGCGGUGGUACCAUCGAGGACGCCGGAGAUGAACAGAGCAACACUGCCACUGCAGCGACUGAUACAGGUUCAUCAGAAUCCAUUGAUGAGACACGACAUCAAGUCAACCCAGAGGACGGUUCCGAGAGGACUAGACAAACGCAGGAGCCGCUCAGUGGUGGCGUCACUCGUGUUGUGGAAAAAGCCAAGACCCAGGACACGAUUGAUCCAAGUACUACAAGUGCCGAGGCAGGCGGGGCUGCUGUGUGUAAAAAUAAUCUUCAGACUGCUAAAACGCGCGCAACAUCGAAGUCCAAGAAGGCAAAGGCGAGCGGCGUGCGUGGCAACGUGUGGCUUCUGAAGCCUGGGCUUUUCGCGAAUCGCGGCACGGGGAUCGAAAUCUUGACCGAAUUGGAAAAGAUCCAGGCGCACCUGCGGAAGAAGAUCCACAAGUAUCCUUUCCUCCUGCAGAAAUACAUCGAACGGCCCUUUUUGGUGGAAGGCAGGAAGUUCGACAUUCGUGCCUACGCACUCGUGCUUGACGAGUGCGAUGAGGCGGACGACGAGCAGCCCUCGGGUGUUGAAAGCAGUUAUGGUACCGCGAUCGGUAGUGGAGUUGCGGCACAGGAGAUGAAGCAGCCGCCUGAUGCUGGUGCAUCUUCGCGAAAGAACGACGAUGAUCCUGAUCGUAUCGCCAGCGAGCAAAACAGAUCCAAGUCCCCGAAGAGCGUGGGGGAUGCGCUCGAGGCUUACUACUAUGUGGACUACUACAUCCGCACGACGAGCACCACCUACAGCUGUUCCGACUUUGCGAACCGGUUGAAGCACCUGAAUAACGACGCUGUGCAAAAACACGGGUCCGACUACGGAAAGUUCGAAAGCGCGAACAAGUUGUCCAUUCCCGAGUUCCAAGCCUAUUUGGAGAAGAACCGGUACAGCAACAAAGGGUUCUCCACCACGGUCCUAACGGAGCAGAUCAAGGCCCAUAUGCGGACAGUGUUCACCGCCAGUGCUUCGCUGCUGAACCCGCGCCGGAUCCCCGGGUAUCAUAGUCGCGGCUUCUUUUGUUGAUUGUUGAGGCGUGUCUUGAGCCAAAACUGUAAGUACAGCGUCCCGUCAUGUUUUCUUGAAGAUUUACAGACGGUGGCGAUCCACAAGCUACAGACAUGAUGAUCCAUUUGCUGUGGGGGACGGGGACAACAACCAAUAGCGAUACGCCAUCGAAAAAUGAUAAUAAGGUGCUACGAGAUGUUUGGGUUCGACUUUAUGCUGGACACGGAUUUUCGGUGCUGGCUAAUUGAGGUGAACACUAACCCGUGCUUGGAAUUGUGCAAUGCACACUUGGCAACCAUUCUGCCGCCUCUCAUCGAGUCUACUAUUCGCAAGAAGGUCUUCAAAAACUUCGGAAAGUGGGACCACAAGUGGGAGCGGCUCGAUCUCGGUGGAUAGGUUCAAUGGAACGUCGUCGGUUCCGCAAUGGCACUCAAAUCAUUUUUCCAUGCAUGACUCUAGCGCUUCUUGGUGAAAAAGAAAAUCACAAUGAAGAGUCCGACCCC